AAUUCGAAACAUCUUUUUCGGGUUGGCCGGUCAGGCAGCCGAAGGAAAAGAGGGAACGACGGUACAAAACAGCUGGCCACUGAACGGAACUACGCGAAAGAAGAAUGUUGCGCGUUAUUAGCGCUGCAGUUCGAGGGAUCGUGCCACGUGCAACUGUAGGAAAUGCUGGUGCUCUUCUAUUCAAAGAACAUCCGAAACUUUUUACAAAUAUUACUCAAAAUAGAUGCUCCUCUCUUUUAUCUACGCAGACAUGGUUUGAUAGAAAUAGAGUAAAAGAAAAAACAUCGAUUGGUACUGUAAUGCCACAUGGAAAUAUUUUAUCCUCUAUGCAAGAUACAUUAACCAUUCCAAAAAGAACUUUGACAAAGUUUUCUUUGAAGAAAGGAAAGAGAAAAACUGUCAAAACAGUUAUCAAAAGAUUUUAUAGGCUAAAUUGGGGUAUAUGGAUACGAAGAUAUGUUGCGCAUGACAAACAUAUGUGGAGAAAAACAGAAGGUAGAAAGAACAGGUUACGUCAGCAUAUUUUCACUAAUGGUACGCAGUCUUGGUUACUCGAUACAAUGGUAACCAAAUAUUGGAGAAGACCGCGAUUCUACAUCGAUGAUCCUUACAAUCCAUAUCACAAAAGAGAAGAAUUCAGUAUAACACGAAGAAAACCAUUAGAUUAAAUUAUUUAUUUUAGACUUACUUGAUAUUACAUUACUCGAAUUCUGAUUUAUCUUAUCGUAUAUAAAAUAUUAUAAAGUAUGUUACAGAGAAAAAGAAAUAAUAUCGAAAGCAAAUCAUUAAGAUAUUUUCAUAUUGACAAAGAUUAUUUUUCACAGUCACUUUGCAGAAAAUAAUAUUACCAAAGACGCAAGGUGAUUUUAUUUAAGAGAGAAUAAGUUUAGAAGACGCCACGAGAUGGCGUUAGCAAAAAAUUCCAAUCUCACAACUUGUAAACUUAUAUUGUUCCUUACUAUAUACGAAUCCGCCUAAAUUUGAUUGGUCGCUCGUACGGUUGAUUGAUCGUUUAUAGAGUUUGAUCAAUUUAAGAAGAAGGCACAUUCUUUCCACGUAAUUUAAUCUUAUAUCAGUAACACGUAACAGUUUAAUAAAACAAUAUUAAAAUUUA
Vespula pensylvanica (western yellowjacket) is the source of this 1114-nucleotide messenger RNA. It is a transcript of the gene mRpL35, whose product is annotated as 39S ribosomal protein L35, mitochondrial. The record is from RefSeq and is a predicted model, not a curated record. Gene Ontology annotation, biological process: translation. Gene Ontology annotation, molecular function: structural constituent of ribosome. Bases 105 to 668 code for a protein of 187 amino acids. The transcript has 4 exons. NCBI's taxonomy places the organism in Eukaryota, Metazoa, Arthropoda, Insecta, Hymenoptera, Vespidae. Gene Ontology annotation, cellular component: mitochondrion; ribosome.